Messenger RNA from Plectropomus leopardus (leopard coralgrouper), 5442 nucleotides. Lineage: Eukaryota; Metazoa; Chordata; Actinopteri; Perciformes; Serranidae. The record is from RefSeq and is a predicted model, not a curated record.
GUCGCUGGACAGGCUGAGACAGCUUCACAGGGACACACUGGAGGAUGUGAUACUGAACACUUGGUGAUGCAGCAGGAGGCUGAAAAAGGAUCAAAAAAGCGUCUCUCUUCAGACAUGUCCUACAAAUAUGAGGAACUUCACUCCAGACCUUUCAUCACUCCCGGCUCUGAAAUCCCAGAGAACCUCCUGCACCUCUCUCACUCCUUCGGCUAUGACAGUGGGCGCAGGGGGAAUCUGCAGCUGCUGGACGACAGGACGAUGAUCUUUAUAGCAGGAAACCUGCUUGUCCUGCUAGAUAUCUCCACCAAGGAGCAGAGAUACCUCCGCUCCUGCAGCGGAGGAGGAAUCGGCUCCAUCACGGUACACCCGAGCAAGGAGUACUUUGCUGUAGCAGAGAAGGGUAACCAGCCCAAAAUCAUAAUCUACGAAUAUCCUUCGUUACGACCAUUCAGCAUCCUCAGAGGCGGUACAGAGCGGGCGUACAGCUUUGUGGAUUUUAACCGUGAUGGGAGCCUGCUGGCCAGCGUGGGCAGGGCGCCGGACUACAUGCUGACGCUGUGGGAUUGGAGGCAGGAGGAGGUGACGCUGUGCUGCAAGGCCAUUUCUCAGGAGGUCUACCGAGUUACCUUCUCCCCAUACAACCCCGGACUGCUCACAUCAUCGGGAUCUGGACACAUCAAGUUCUGGAAAAUGGCCAGCACAUUCACAGGUCUUAAACUGCAAGGGCUUAUGGGACAUUUUGGGAAAACUGAAGCGACUGAUAUUGAGGGCUACGUGGAGCUCCCAGAUGGAAAGGUGGUGUCCGGCUCCAGCUGGGGCAACUUGCUGCUGUGGGAUGGGAACGCCAUCAAGGUGGAGAUUUGCCGUGAGGGGGGGCGGAGCUGCCACGCUGGGAUGGUCCAGCCAUUCGCCCUAGAAGAUGGACAGCUGAUGACGAUUGGUUCUGAUGGAGCGAUUCGGGCCUGGGACUUCGAGAGCAUCGACACCGCCGACAGUAACAGCGACGGCAGCCGGUUCGAGCUGGAGCCCAAGAAUGAGAUGGUGGUCGGACACAGUGUGUGCCUCUCGUCUGUGGUGAAGAGCCCCCUGCCUGACUCUUUCAUCUGGUUUGCUCAGGACUCCAACGGAGCCAUCUGGAAACUGGAUCUUUCGUUCACCUCCAUGACUUCUGAUCCAGAGUGCCUGUUCUCCUUCCACGCCGGGGCGAUCCAGGGCCUGGACGUGUCGUGGAAAUCCCACCUGAUGGCCACGACUGCUUUGGACCGUUCAGUCAGAGUUUUUGACUUCCUGGCAAAAAGUGAACUGACCGCCAGUCGCUUCAAUCAGGGUGGAACUGCUCUCAGCUGGGCUCCUCCGUCGGUGAACCAGAGUGGAAGUUUACUGGUGACAGGCUUCGAGGACGGCGUGGUGCGAUUACUGGAGCUGUACGAAUCUCAGAUGCUGCAUUUGGUCAGCGGGCGCAGACCCAAAGGAGACGCCAAGCUGCGCCUCAAACAGUCCUUCAAACCCCACAGUGCCCCUGUAACUGCUGUUGCAUAUGAACGAAAUGGAAAGAUUUUAGCCACGGGGAGCUCAGACAGCACUGUGUUCUUCUUCACUGUCGGGGAAAAAUACAACCCCAUCGGCUUCGUCCACGUCCCCGGGCCGGUGCAGGCGCUGGAGUGGUCACCUCACAGUGAAAACAAGCUGCUCAUCCUGUGUCAUAGCGGCCACGUGGUCGAGCUGAACAGUCCCAAUCCAGGAGCCCCGAGGCCGAACAAAUCCUUCCACCUGCCUGAACUGCCCAGCAGAUCCUUCAGGUUCAGGAGCAUCAAGUCUCGAAUCAAGAGAGAAGAGGAAAUAGCAAGACGUGAAGCCGUAAAGGCAAAGAAGAAGAAAGAGAGAGAUGAGAGGCUGAAAGCAUCAAAGCAGAUGGGCACAGAGCCAGAGGAAGAUGAAGAAGAAGAAGAGGAGGAAGAUUUGCCCCCGAUCUACAUCCCUGAGCAUCCAAGUCCCCUCUGCUGUGGCUUCUACUCACAGCCCGGACAGUUCUGGCUCUCCAUGGGUGGCUUUGACUCAGGUUUCUUGUAUCACUGUAAGUUCUCUGAGAAACAAGACCAGGACCCGGACCAGCGGCAGGAUGAGCCUUUUGACUUCCUUCCCAUCCAUGACACAGACGACGACCCCAUUAGCUCCAUCACCUUCAGCUCUGACAGGCAGCUGAUGCUCUGCGGCAUGUACUCAGGCUUCAUCAGGGUUUACCCUUUGCAGCCUGGCGACCAUAAUCUCACCUCAAUGCAGGCCUACUGGGCUCUUAGUGUCCAUGACAACCAUUACGGACACCUGCGACACAUCCGCUUCAGCCAUGAUGAGCGCUUUGUCCUGACGGUUGGAGAUGACGGGAACAUGUUCUCCUUCAGCGUGCUUCCUCCGGAGGAGCUACAGAAAAGCCUGCAGAGAAAGAGGGCCGAGGUUCCUUCGCCCAGGGUGGGUCUUGAGAAUGAGGCAUUAGCGCAGGACAUUGAGGACCCAACAGCCUACAGCAUAGAGACGGCUAAGCAGAAGCUGGAGGAGGACCGUGUGCGUCGGGAGGCCGAACUGAAGGUGGCAGCAAAGCGGAAGAAGCUGGCGGAGCUUAAGAAGAAGUUUAAGGAACUGCUGGACGCUAACCAGAGUCUGCCGGAGCAUGUUCGCCUGAAACCUGAGGAGCUGCAGCUGCACCCGUGUUUCAGGGAGCAGGCAGAGAGGGUGAUGGCCCAGCGGGUGAGCGAGGUCAGAAAGCAGCUGGCCUGGGAGUUAGAGCGCUGCAACAUAGCAUUCAACAAACUCCAGGAAGGGUUCAAGGACUCUCUGGAGGCCACCGUCACUGUGGUCGCCAUCCGCACCGACCACAGAAUGUCCACCUACCAUCUGCCAUCGCUCACAGAGACUUCAUCCCAACUCAGACAUCAGGGGAGACCCGGCUGUCCUGAUGAAGACGGAGCAGCUGCACCUGAACGUAGGAGAUCCAGAGCAGAGCCCGCGAAAGACAGCAGCAGAAUAGAAGGGGAGGAGGUGCUGCGCGCCCCCGUGGCUCGUCCAGCUGGGAUAAAGCUGGCAGAUCGGCAGGUCGAGAGGCUGCGGAAGGCGGCAGAAAAAGCUGAACAAGCUCGAGCCAAGAUUGAAAAGAGGAAGCAGGAAUGGGCCCAACUUUACGCAGAGAAGCCAGACGAGAACUGUGAGGAUCCACAAGAUGUUCAGGCCAUCCGCGAAGCCAAGGAGAACAUCGGAGACUUAAAACUUAAGUCAGACAAAGACUUCACGGUCCCGAAACACCUGAGGAUGAACGCCGAGAGCAAGAGAGCAGAGCUGAUAGACCUGGAGGAAAAAAUCCGUGAGAAGCAGACGGAGAUGAAUCGACGGAUUGUGGCGUUGCGGGACUCAAAGGUUCGCCUGGUGUCUCAGUUGAGCGCUCAGGCUCAGCACGUCAAGGAGGUCCAGCAGCGACUGGCGACACAAUACCACCGCCAUCCACCCGCCCUGCCCAAAAUACUACCAGAGGAAACCCCAGAGAAGAGGCUGCAGUACAGCUGUGCCACCCUGGAGAGAUACCAGCGCCUGAGGGAGCAGAGGUACAAGAGCCAGGAGCAGGAAGGGGUCACACAUUUAUUGGAGCAGCUAGAGAAAGAGAUGGCAGAGGAGGAGGGGAAAAGUGGAGGAGAAGAGGAGGAGAACAGAGCCAAAGGAACUCCUAGUCUGUCAUCUUUAUCUGUGACCAGAGAAGAAGAAGAGAUAGCUUGGGAAGGAGGAGCAGAGCUGAGCGAGCUGGAGGAGGAGCUCCGCAGAAGGGAGGAGAUCAGACUGCUGUAUGAGCAGGACUCUCUGCUGAAGCAGAUGGAGACUUCACUGUGUCAGUUUGACGCGGAGUUCCUGCUGCUGCUUCACCAGAAGCUGCGUCUGGACUGGCAGCUGAAGAUGGCCGACCUCCAUCAGCUGACGCUCUACCAGGAGCUGCUGAUCCUCAAGGAGUUUGAGAGGAGGGAGGACAGCCUGCAGGAGAAGCUCAACGGCUGCAUCAAGGAGGAGAACAGCAUCACGUCUAAGCUGGAGGAGUGUAACGAACAGCUGGAGCUGAAGCGGGGAGACAUCGCCAAGCUGCAGGAGAAAGAGAAGGCUCUGACCGCCGCCUUCCAGGCCUCGCUGGGGGAAGGAAACAAGUUCGAAGAGUUUCUGACCAAAGUCUUCAAGAAAAAGAUCAAACGUGUGAAGAAGAAAGAGCAGACAGGAAAUGAAGGUGAGAAAAAGACACAAACACAUAAAAAAUGUAACAAGUGGCCACAAGAAGAGGAGGACAGCGAUGAAGACUCGGAUGAGGACGAUGACGAGGACGAAGAUGAUGAUUACGACAGUGACACGGAGGAGAGAGGAGCUGCUCUGGACGACAGUGUUUGCCCUCCAGGCUGUGAGCCAGAGUUGUUUGAGAACACACUGCAGCUGCGGGAACGCCGACUGGACCUGGAGGAGCUGCUGGUGGAGGAGAAGAAGAGUGCCGAAACUCUGAAGAAGGAGAGCGACACCCUCGUCAAGAAGGAGAAGUCGGUGCAGAGCAGUCGGAGGGCAGCAGAGGACAUCUUGGAGUUGGUCAACAGGGAGAAGCAGCAGAAAAUAAAUGAGCUUAAUGUGGUGGUUCCUCUCAGACUGCACCAGAUUGAGUUUGUCACUAACGGCUCGGUGCCGUCUGACCUGAGCGCGGCGUUGCUGCUGGACAGGACAGAGCUGAACAGGCUGCAGGAGCGAAUCAAGCAGCUGCAGGCGGAGAAGAGCCAGCAGAGAGAUCUGUACUGUCAGGCUCGCCAGCAGCACGCAAGGCUCCUCCGCGACCGCAAGGACAUGGACGCCAACAUCCAGGUGCUGGAGAAGCAGUGCGACCAGCUGAUGAUGAAGAAGUUUGGGCGGCUGGUGGAUCUGGAGGCUCUGCAGACGCUGUUGGGGAACAGGAGGGUGGAGGAGUUGAAGCAGGAAAAGCUCCUCCGAGAAGCUGCACACGCCAAAGAAAUCAAACAGUGGGAUGCGAAGGUAGAAGAAGCGCGUGACGCUCUGAUGGAGGUGACCAGGCGUAAAACAGAGCAUCAGCUGCGCAUGACGAGCCUCUUGGACCAGAAGAGGGAGCUGGAGCAUAAACUCAACACACGGCAGAAGAGAGUGGACGGAUCAUUCCAGGAUUACAGGAGACGUGUGGACCAGGAGGACAUUCGGAGGCUCCAGGCGCUGGUGAAGACACAAUCGCAGCAGGCUGAGGCACUCAGGAGAGAGAUCGCCCUCCUGUCCCGUAAAGGAGGUCAUGUUCUGCCCCCCUGCCAGGCACCGCUGCCUCCAAUCGCCCCCUUGCCCACCCCCACAGGCUGCACCAGCAAACCAAGACCAGGGCGUUCGUAUAAACAGCUUAAAGCACAAAACUCACCCAGCAGACUGGAAGCUCAAUAA